AUGAGCAAGCUCCAAAUCAAGUCGCCCGUCCCUUCGGACAUCGAAAUUGCGCAAUCUGUCGACCCCGUGCCCGUCAAGCAGCUGGCCGACAGGUUGGGCAUCCUCGAGGAUGAGCUCGAUCUGUAUGGCAAGCACAAGGCCAAGGUUCAUCUUUCCGUUCUCGACCGCCUUAAGGACCAAGCGAAUGGCAAGUACGUCGUGGUGACCGGAAUCACCCCCACCCCUCUCGGUGAGGGCAAGUCCACGACCACCGUGGGUUUGGCGCAGAGCCUGGGCGCGCACCUCAACAAGAAGUGCUUUGCCUGUCUGAGGCAGCCCAGCCAGGGUCCCACCUUCGGCAUCAAGGGUGGCGCUGCUGGUGGCGGUUACUCCCAGGUCGUGCCCAUGGAGGAGUUCAACCUUCACCUCACCGGUGACAUCCACGCCAUCACCGCUGCGAACAACCUCAUGGCUGCGGCGAUCGACGCGCGCAUCUUCCACGAGGCCACGCAGAGCGACUCGGCCCUGUUCAAGCGCCUGUGCCCGGCCGACGUCAAGACCGGCAAGCGUGAGUUUGCCCCUCCCAUGCUCAGGCGGCUGCAGAGGCUCGGCAUCGACAAGACCGACCCCGACCAGCUCACCCCCGAGGAGGCCGCUCGCUUCUCGCGCCUCGAUCUCGACCUUUCCACCCUCACGUGGAACCGCGUGGUGGACACCAACGACAGGUUCCUGCGUGGCGUCACCGUCGGCACGGGCCCCGAGGAGAAGGGCAAGACCAGGGAGACUGGCUUCGAUCUGACCGUGGCCAGCGAGAUCAUGGCCAUCCUGGCCCUGACCAACGACGUUGCCGACAUGCGGGAGCGCCUGCAGCGCAUGGUGGUGGGCAGCAGCUCCAAGGGCGAGCCCAUCUGCGCUGACGACUACGGCGCGGCUGGUGCCCUGGCCGUGCUCAUGAAGGAUGCCAUCAUGCCCACGCUGAUGCAGACCCUCGAGGAGACCCCCGUGUUCGUGCACGCCGGCCCGUUCGCCAACAUCGCCCACGGCAACUCGUCCAUUCUGGCCGACAAGAUCGCGCUCAAGCUCGUCGGCGAAGACGGGUUCGUGGUGACCGAGGCCGGCUUCGGUUCCGAUAUCGGUGCUGAGAAGUUCAUGGACAUUAAGUGCCGCUACAGCGGCCUUACUCCCAACUGCGCUGUGCUCGUUGCCACCGUGAGAGCUCUCAAGAUGCACGGUGGUGGCCCUAACGUGGUGCCCGGUAACCCGCUUCCCCGUGAGUACGUCGAGGAGCACCUCGACCUCGUGGAGAAGGGCUGCUGCAACCUGGCCAAGCACAUCCAGAACAUGAAGGAGUUCGGCGUUUCGGUCGUGGUCGCCGUCAACAAGUUCGGCACCGACUCGGACUCGGAGAUCGACCUCGUGGUCAAGAAGGCCCUCGAGGCCGGCGCCGACGGAGCCUACCCGUGCACCCACUUCGCCCACGGCGGUGCGGGUAUCGCUGACCUGGCCAAGAGGGUCGUCGAGGUGUGCGAGAAGCCCAACGACUUCAAGUUCCUCUACCCCCUUGAUAUCAGCCUCAAGGAGAAGAUCGACAUCAUCGUCAAGAAGAUGUACGGCGGUGAUGGUGCUACCUACAGCGAGCAGGCCGAGAAGAAGCUGGCCACGUAUGAGAAGCAGGGCUUCGGCAACCUGCCCAUCUGCAUGUCCAAGACCCAUCUCUCCCUCAGCCAAGAUCCCAAGCUCAAGGGUGCGCCCACCGGCUUCACCAUCCACAUCCGCGACGUGAGAGCGUCCGUCGGUGCUGGCUUCAUCUACCCGCUCGUGGGCACCAUGAGCACCAUGCCCGGCCUGCCCACUCGUCCCGUGUUCUACGAGAUCGACCUGGACCCCGCGACCGGCAAGAUCCUCGGCCUCUCGUAA
Messenger RNA from Acanthamoeba castellanii str. Neff, 1896 nucleotides. RefSeq names its product formate-tetrahydrofolate ligase. Lineage: Eukaryota; Discosea; Longamoebia; Acanthamoebidae. The transcript is spliced from 7 exons. The record is from RefSeq and is a predicted model, not a curated record. Bases 1 to 1896 code for a protein of 631 amino acids. Gene Ontology annotation, molecular function: formate-tetrahydrofolate ligase activity; ATP binding.